Messenger RNA from Hevea brasiliensis (rubber tree), 2088 nucleotides. RefSeq names its product L-type lectin-domain containing receptor kinase IX.1-like. Gene Ontology annotation, cellular component: plasma membrane. NCBI's taxonomy places the organism in Eukaryota, Viridiplantae, Streptophyta, Magnoliopsida, Malpighiales, Euphorbiaceae. Bases 1 to 2088 code for a protein of 695 amino acids. Gene Ontology annotation, biological process: protein phosphorylation. The record is from RefSeq and is a predicted model, not a curated record. The transcript has a single exon. Gene Ontology annotation, molecular function: protein kinase activity; ATP binding; carbohydrate binding.
AUGGAAAUCCCCAACUACAAGAACUUGCGUUUCAUAUUUCGUAGACAUCUAUUCUUUAGCUCAACUAUCGUCAUGCUUUUGCUUGCCACAACUCCUUUCACUCACCAAACAUCCAUGGAAAACACUAGUUUCAGUUUCAACCAGUUCACCCCAGAUAAUAAGCUGGACAUGAAGUUGGAGGGAGAUGCUUACAUAUCAAGCUCAAUCAUUGAACUAACCAAGGACAUGGAAGUUUUGAGUUCAAAUUUAAGUGUUGGACGAGUCACAUAUGGCAGACCAAUGCACCUUUGGGACAAGGCAUCUGGUAAUCUUGCAGACUUUGCCACCCAUUUUUCGUUCGUUAUCUACUCGCAUAAUUCUGAUAAGAAAGGCAGUGGCUUUACAUUCUUCCUUGCUCCCAAUGGCUCUCAACUUCAGCCUUUAUCAGGUGGUCCACAUCUUGGUCUCUUAAGCCGCCAAAAUUCCAGCACUGUGCCUUCAUUUGUAGCUGUGGAAUUCGACACGCGACAUAGUAGUAAAUGGGAUCCUGAAGGUGUGAAGGAACAUAUAGGCAUUGAUCUCAACUCAAUGGCUUCUGUCAAAAUUAAGGAAUGGUCCUGGAAUGGAGGAAGAUUUGAUGCUUCAAUUUACUACAAUUCAAGCUCGAAAAAUUUAAGUGUUUCUGUGACUAAUGGUUAUAUAGGUUCUGCGAGUAUGUACUCCUGUGGUCUUUAUUUCUUAAUAGAUCUGAAGGAUUACUUACCAGAAUGGGUUACAUUUGGAUUCUCAGCAUCCACCUCCAGGUCGCAUUUUGAGAAACACAAGAUUUACUCGUGGGGUUUCACCUCAAGUUUAAAACUUCCAGAAAAUUUUACAAGCCCUCAACUUCUCUUGACAAAAAUCUCUAGAGAAAGAAAGGGUAAGAGCUGGUGGCUAUGGCCUGUGUUGGGCUUUAGUGGCACGCUGGUUUUUGUUUUAGUUUUUGUUUGGUUCUGCUGUUGGAUGAAGGGGAGAAUGAGAAACUCAGAUGAUGAAUUUGGGAAGGAGAACGGACCAAGGCAUUUUGCCUACGAGGAAUUGAUUGCUGCAACCAAUAAAUUUUCAACGGAAAAGUUGCUUGGAAAAGGAGGCUCCGGAAAAGUUUAUGAAGGGUUUUUGAGAAACAGGAGUGCAAAGGUUGCUGUGAAGUGGAUAACUUCGAAGUCUCAACAGGGGUUGAAAGAAUAUGAAUCGGAAGUGAAAGCUAUUAGCCAAUUAAGGCACAGAAACUUGGUCAAACUCAAAGGCUGGUGUCGUAAAAAGCAAGAGCUCCUCCUUGUCUAUGAGUUCGUGCCAAAUAAGAGCCUGGAUUUCCAUCUUGCAAACAAGACAGGCUUUUUGACAUGGGAGAAGAGGUACAGGAUUGCUUUGGGUUUGGCCUCGGUCUUGUAUUACCUGCAAGAAGAAUGUGAACAAUAUGUGCUUCAUCGUGAUAUCAAAUCAAGCAACGUGUUACUGGAUUCAAAUUUUAAUGCGAAGCUUGGUGACUUUGGGCUAGCUAGGUUUGUAGAACAUGGGGAAGGGUCACAUACUACAGUUUUGAUCGGAACACCAGGCUACAUCGCUCCAGAGUAUGCAGAAAGCUGCAAACCUACAAAGAAAUCGGAAAUCUAUAGCUUUGGUAUUGUUGCUUUGGAAAUAGCAUCUGGAAAGCUCGCUUUUCAACAAGUUGAUGGAAAUGGUUCUAAUGGUAAGAUGAAACUGGUACAAUGGGCCUGGAAGCAUUAUGGAAGUGGAAAUAUAUCUGCUGUAGCUGAUCCAGAACUGGAACAAAAUUAUGCUGAGGAAGAGAUGAAAUGUUUGAUUAUUGUUGGGCUUGCUUGUGCUAAUCCAAAUUAUGCUGAUCGUCCUUCAGUAGGAGAAGCAAUUGAUAUGCUCAAGGCUAAAGUUCCAUUGCCAAAAUUGCCAUCUGAGAUGCCAAUACCUUCAAACGUUGCCCAUCUUCAGGCCAAUCUGUUGGCAUUUUCCAUAUCUUCAUCCAUUGUUGCCAAUGGCGAAACUAAAUUUUCAAGCACUAAUUCUGACACUUGCUCAUCAUACUAUACCACUGCAAGUCCUAAUACCGCUUAG